UAGCUUGGGAACGCGGGGCUGCCUCCCAGUCCUGCGAGCUGCACCUUGCACCAGGGGCUAGGCGUCCAGCGAGGAGGGCGCGGCGUCCUCAGGUCAUUCCAGAAAGAUGAGGAUAUUUAACAUCUUUGCCUUCGUAGUCCACUGUCAUUUGCUGAACGCAUUUACUAUCACAGUACCCAAGGACCAGUACGUGGUUGAGUAUGGCAGCAAUGUGACUAUUGAAUGCAAAUUCCCAGUAAAAAAGCCAUUAGACCUCAAUUCACUAUUUGUCUACUGGGAGAUGGGGGGUAAGCAAAUUAUUCAGUUCGUGCACGGGAAGGAAGACCCGAAGGUUCAGCAUGCUAGUUACAGGCAGAGAGCCCGACUGUUGAAGGAUCAGUUCUACCAGGGAAUUGCUGCGCUCCAGAUCACAGAUGUGAAACUUCAGGAUGCCGGGAUUUACUGCUGCCUGAUAGGCUACGGGGGAGCAGACUACAAGCGGAUUACCUUGAAAGUCAACGCUCCCUAUCACAAAAUCAACCAAAGAAUUUCCGUGGAUCCAGUCACCUCUGAACAUGAACUGACGUGUCAGGCUGAGGGUUACCCAGCGGCUGAAGUCAUCUGGACAAACCGUGACCAUCAAAUCCUGCAUGGCAAGACCAUCCUCACCAAUUCCAGCAGAGAGGAGCAGUUUUUCAAUGUGACCAGCACACUGCGCAUCAACGCAACAGCUAGUGAGAUUUACUACUGCACCUUUCAGAGACCAGGUCCUGAGGAAAACAACACAGCUGAGUUGAUCAUCCCAGAACCACCAGUAUUGCUCCCGAAUAAAAGGACACAUGUGGUGAUUCUGGGAGCUGUCCUGUUGUUCCUCAGUGUAGCACUGACAAUCAUCCUCUGUCUAAGAAAAGAUGUGAGAAUGAUGGAUGUGGAAAAAGGUGAAGUCCAAGAGACAGACUCCAAGAAACGAAAUGACACACAAUUCGAAGAGACGUAAAGCAGCCCUGAAACUUUGGAUUUCCAAGCAGGGAUUCUCAGCCAGCGGUUUGGGAGUUCACCAGGGCCAGAGGAAGGAGUGGGCUGGUGGGAUGCAGAAGAGAGUGGAUUUCAAAGACUCACACACUGAAAAUGGCAUCUUGGAAAAGAAGAACCAGAUGAAAAACAAAAAUAGUGGGUUGGUGAGAGAGGCCCCAAAGGAAGUCUUGGUAUGUCAAUGCUACUAAGAAAUAAGAGGUACAUGUGAGGAGGAGGAGCCUUCGUCCCAGGAAGGGGGCUGAGAAUCCCUGACUUAAUGGCCAGUUCUGGCAGAAGGCCCUUGGCCUCUGUCCCAUAAUCUGUGUAUCUCCCACCUGUCUGAGCCGUUCACAAUUGCAACGAUGUUUAAAUAUGUGUUAUUCCUAUUUGUUUUGAUCCUGUGGGGUCUUGUGUGCGCAUGUGAAUGAAAUGUGUGUUUGUGAAUGAUUUCUAUGAAAAGUAUAUUCUAGUAGCUGUUAAAAUUUUGUCACCAAACUAAACUUGCUACUUAAUGGCUUGUUUGAGCAAUCUC
Ochotona princeps (American pika) is the source of this 1525-nucleotide messenger RNA. RefSeq names its product CD274 molecule (gene CD274). The record is from RefSeq and is a predicted model, not a curated record. The coding region runs from base 107 to 976 and encodes 289 amino acids. The transcript has 7 exons. NCBI's taxonomy places the organism in Eukaryota, Metazoa, Chordata, Mammalia, Lagomorpha, Ochotonidae. Gene Ontology annotation, biological process: cell surface receptor signaling pathway; positive regulation of T cell proliferation; negative regulation of T cell proliferation. Gene Ontology annotation, cellular component: external side of plasma membrane.